Messenger RNA from Dryobates pubescens (Downy woodpecker), 1860 nucleotides. RefSeq names its product LIM domain only 2 (gene LMO2). Gene Ontology annotation, molecular function: DNA-binding transcription factor binding; transcription coactivator activity. The record is from RefSeq and is a predicted model, not a curated record. Lineage: Eukaryota; Metazoa; Chordata; Aves; Piciformes; Picidae. The coding region runs from base 458 to 1081 and encodes 207 amino acids. The transcript has 4 exons. Gene Ontology annotation, biological process: positive regulation of transcription by RNA polymerase II. Gene Ontology annotation, cellular component: nucleus.
CAACCCUGGCUCUGCGGAGCCCCAGCUCUGUCUCUUUAAGGAACCCAGCGAGUCGUGAUGCUGCUGUUUGUAUUGCUAAAUCCCCAGGAGUCCAGUUAAGAAACGGGCAGCUGUCUCUUUAAGUGUGAUUUCCUUCUAUUGUAUUUGAAUCGUGAUCAGGAAAAAGGAAAUGAAACCAGAGACCCGGGGCUGAGCCACGGAGAGUCAGAAUAAUCCCAAAGUGAUGCUGAUCUCCUCAUUUCCACCACCUCCAGCCGGCUCCGGAGCAUGUCCAGAGCUGCCCAGGCAAAAAGCCUGAGCGGAGCCCGGCGAGCCCCGGGCUGAGGCAGCGGUGGCAGCCGAGGGAGCCGAGGCAGCCGCUUCCCCCGCGGGGCCGGAGCCGCAGCCGGGGCCGGAGCCGCAGCCGCAGCCGAGGGAGCUGCCCCAGAGGCCGGUGCGCAGGAGGAGCGCGGCGGGGAUGGGAGGAGGAAAUCCUGUGAAUGUCAUUGGGGGGCGGAGGGGGAACUCAGCUGCUGAGAAGGCUCCGAGAGCAGACAGCCUGUGCGGGGGCAGCGGGGGCAGAUCCCACCACCACCGGCACGCUACAAAGGAACAAGCCCUGCCAAUGUCAUCGGCCAUCGAGAGGAAAAGCCUCGAUCCUUCCGAGGAGCCAGUGGACGAAGUCCUGCAGAUCCCCCCGUCGCUGCUGACAUGCGGCGGCUGCCAGCAGAACAUUGGGGACCGCUACUUCCUGAAGGCCAUCGACCAGUACUGGCAUGAGGACUGCCUCAGCUGCGACCUCUGUGGCUGCAGGCUCGGGGAGGUGGGCAGACGCCUGUACUACAAGCUGGGCAGAAAGCUCUGCAGGAGGGACUAUCUCAGGCUCUUUGGCCAGGAUGGCCUCUGCGCCUCCUGCGACAAGCGAAUCCGAGCUUACGAGAUGACCAUGCGGGUGAAGGACAAAGUCUAUCACCUGGAGUGCUUCAAAUGUGCUGCCUGCCAGAAACAUUUCUGUGUUGGGGACAGAUACCUCCUCAUCAACUCAGACAUAGUAUGCGAGCAGGACAUCUACGAGUGGACUAAGCUGAAUGGGAUGAUCUAGCAAGGCCCUGCCUCAGCAGCUCCGGAGGGCAUCUCACGGGCGACACCGACGCACGGCUGCAGCGAGGAGACCAUCACCCGAGCCCUGGGCUAGUGUAAAAUGGGGGGGAACACCAGGGAGCCAGCCCUCUGCAGGCAGUGCAACACAGAACCUGCAGUGUUGAUAGGUGAGGAAGGGAGGCCACAGCAACAGCAGAGACACUGACUCCUCUUAGUGAAGGCACAAGGACCAUAACUGACACCAGCCACCAGGAGAGAGGCGCGGAGCAACCGCAAGGUGACAAAUGGCUUCCCGUGGCUGCAGGAAGAGCAGGGACUUGUGUAAAGAGAUGUUUGGACUUGGCCACCUGCAGACUAGGACUGUGCAACUGAGCUCUCUUUUUGUCUUGUUUUAGUUACCCAGUUUAGACAACAGCUCCUAACGUAGGCAUGAGGAAGAACCCUGGCAGAAAAGGGCUGCCACUACCAGGGGCGUUUGCUCUGGCAUCACGCUUCAGGCAGAGGAAGGGGGAAGAGGGUGGGGGUUGGUUUUGCAUGGAUUUGAUUUUGUUCCUUGAGUAUGGAUCCUCUAGUCCCAAAGUCUUCUUUAAAAACAGAAAAAUAUCCUGCUGAAUAGUGGGUUUGGGGCACUGCUGUUUCAAGGUGAGAUGUUCCACAGAUCAUUUCUAUACAGAUAUAAAUCUAAAGAGUUGUUCAACUAUUUUAUUAACUUAGAUUCUAUUGAGAAAUUAUUUGUUGUGUGUAGUAAGACUCUGCAGCUUUAAUAAAAAGGACAGGAGA